AUGAAUUUAUUCGAAAUUUAUCCUGAAAUGGAUCAUGAAAAAACAUUUGAUGAUCUCUUUUAUAAGAGAAUUUCAUUUUAGAAUAAUGAAAACAAUUAUAAAUUAUUUGGAUUUGAUAAAUGUUUUAAAAAAAGUAAACAAUAAACAAUUUAUAAGGAUGGAAAAGUUUGUUUAAGAAUUUUGCUUUACCAUUUUAAUAAAUAAAUUAUUUUGACACGAAAGAAUUAAAUUAAAGUUGUCAUUGUAAUGAAUGUGGUGGAAAAGUUAAAAAGAAAAUUUUAAUUAAUAAAAGAGAAUUAAAAGACAAUUAAUUCUCUGCUAUCAAAUAAAGAUAUCCAGCAUCACCUCAGUUAUCUAUUUAACCUUAAACAGUUCGACCUUCAAACAAGGAUCUGAGUUUAAUUGGUUCAUCAGCACAUUUUAGUAUUAUAUUAAUUAAUUUUUAUGUGAUAAACAUUAGAAAUAAAUUAUUUAGAGAAGUGCUAGAGAAUCUUUAAUUCCAGUUAUUUAAUUAAUUUAGGCUUAAAAUUUAAUGAAAAAAAUAAGUAGAACUCAUAAAAUAGAAUAAGAUCUGAAAUCUAAAAUUAAUAUAUAAACUGAAAGCUUAUUUAAUAAAGUAUAAAAGAAAAUUGAUGAUAAAGAAUAAGGUAAAUUUGUUGAAAUCUAAAUUUAAAAACCUAAAGAUAUAGAUAUUAUUAAAUAAAGAGAUUUAUUAAAGAAAAAAUCUAUAAAAUAAUCUCCAAAUUCUAUUCAAUAUAGAAUCAAAACAGAUGUCUCUAGUUACUAUUUUGCUAAUCAAUAAAAAAAAUAAAUUUUUAAUUUACCAAAUCUAAGCAAUCUUGAAAACUUAAAAAAAAAUAGUCUUAGCAAUUUUGAAUCUAAAACACCAAGAAUGUUAAUCAGAAGUGACAAAUUCAAUCUUAAAUAACCAUUAACAUAAAGACUAUUAGCUACUUACUUAAAAAAAAGCAAUAGCAAAAGCAAAUAAUUUAAUAACAAAAAAUAAUGA
Molecule: messenger RNA, 1009 nt
Organism: Paramecium primaurelia
Lineage: Eukaryota; Ciliophora; Oligohymenophorea; Peniculida; Parameciidae
Source: the annotation of a GenBank genome assembly